CCCCUCUCUCUCUGGGGUGCUUCUCCCCAGCAUGGGUUACUGUAUCCUGGUGGUGCACGGGCUGAACCGGCUGUGUGCCGUGGUGGGCCGCUGGGGCGCCGCGGCCCUCACCGUCUCCAUGCUGCUGCUCCUGCUGCUCUUCUCCUGGAAGACCGUCCAGCAGAACGAGAUCUGGCUCUCCAGGGAGGCCCUGUUCAGGUCUGGCAUCCAGACUCUACCACACAAUGCCAAGGUGCACUACAACUACGCCAACUUCCUGAAGGAUCGUGGAAGAAACCAAGAGGCCAUCCACCACUACAAAACUGCUCUCAGGCUGUACCCUCGGCAUGCCAGUGCCAUGAAUAACCUGGGCACGUUAACACGCCACCCAGAGGAGGCUGAGCGCUACUACAGGAGAGCUCUGGACAUCAACCUCCAACACAACAGAGCCCUGUUCAACCUGGGCAAUCUACUCAAAUCUCACGGGAAAGAGGAAGAGGCUGAACUCAUGCUGAGGGAUUCCAUCCGCUUUGGCCCCCAGUUUGCGGACGCCUACUCCAGUCUGGCAUCCCUCUAUGCUGAGCAGAAGCGCUUUGCUGAGGCCAAUGAGACGUACCUUCAAGGCAUUGAGAACUGUCCUGAUAGCUCAGACCUGCACAAUAACUAUGGGGUUUUCCUGGUAGAUACGGGAGAUGGGGAGCGGGCAGCUGAGCACUACCAGCAGGCCGUGCGUCUAAAGCCAGCCCACUAUGUGGCCAUGGUCAACUUGGGUCGCCUCCUGCGCUCAGCCAAUGACAACAAAGAGGCUGAAUCCUGGUACAAGAGAGCCCUGCUGGUGACGCGUAAAGUAGACAUCCUGACCCCUCUGGGAGCGCUGUACUACAACACCGGUCGAUACGAGGAGGCUCUGCAGGUGUACAGGGAGGCGGCCGCCCUCCAACCUGACAGCACGGACGUGUGGCUAGCACUGGCUCAGGUGCUGGCUAUGGCUGGCCGCAGUAAGGAGGCGGAGAAGAUGACCAUGGGGAUCAUCUCCAAAAGCUCCAGCUGUAUCGAGUGCUACCGCCUCCUCUCGGCCAUCUACAGCAAGCGGGGGAACCACACCGAGGCGUUAGAUUCUCUGGAUCUAGCCCUGCAGCAGAACCUAGCAGACGCUGGUGUGAAGGCGGAACUUCACUUCUCCAAGGGCAACCAGCUGCGAGAGAUGAACCAACUGAACCAAGCCUUUGAGAGCUACAAGCUGGCAGUAGAGCUGAAUCCGGACCAGUCCCAGGCAUGGAUGAACAUGGGAGGAAUUCAACAUAUAAAGGGGGACUAUGCAGCGGCGAGGAUGUACUACGAGCGGGCCCUCCUGCUGACACCAGGCUCCAAACUGCUGAAAGAGAACCUGGCCAAGCUGGACCGCCUGGAGAAGAAGCUGCAUGGAAGGUAGGGGACGAGGAGGAGGAGGAGAAGAAGAGAAGAAGAGGAGGAGAAGAAGAGAAGAGGAGGAGAAGAAUACCCCUGACCAUAGGACAGCGUUUCUGCAGGGACCAGAGUCCACCUCAGGACAUGGUGGAGUGGGAUUGAGGGUUUUGGCAGAGGGCCGUGGCCUGUUGUCAUAGCUGGGGCACAGGCACUGGAAUGUGGAGAGGCAAUUGACAACCAGAUUCUCCACCCUUCAUGGACCUCAGGAACAAACUGAUGAAGCAAUGACUCUACAGAAGUACUCAUGUCCUUUGUGAAUAAGCUUUAACUGAACCUUUGACUCACACACAUUUCAUUUCCGUUUUUGGGUGCGUAUAAAGGAGGUGGAUGUGAGUGAUCUUGCUUUGGAGAAAUGGCUCUUAUGCUAUACAUUCAGUUCAUAUAACACUUGCCUGUUUGCUUCAUCAUGUAUAUCUGCUCCGAAACAGUACAGGCUAGGAUGGUACCGCAGGCCCCCCCGGGUCAGACACCCCACUGUGCCUCUGUGUUCUGUGAACAUGGCACAUGACUUGUAAGAGACUGAAAUGUGUGCACAAUAUGGUGUGUCUGUGUGUGUGUGUGUGUGUGUGUGUGUGUGUGUGUUGUUGUUUUGUCCUUGUAAGAGUGAUGUGUGUCCCAGUUUGGAUUGUGUACACGUGGGGGUUCGGCAGAUUUUCAAUCUGUGUUUUUCUACCUUUCUGUUUCUUCUUUGACUUGAUGCUUUUAUCAUGAUUGUAAAUGGCAAUUUAUUGUGGAAUGUAUUAAAUGAAGUAGGUUAUCAAAUGCUGUCCAUCCUGCAAUGCCGUAAAGAGAAAAUUGCACCAAUAAUAACUAGAUAGAUUUUUUUUAAAUGAUGAAGUGAACAAUGUUUGGAGAAGGAUCACACAGAUCCAGUUUAAGUGGUCAUAGUCACUAUUGCAGUGACCAUGGUUACACAUCAAGGCUCCUUAUCCCAAAUUGGUGUCCAUGGCAACAGAUCCUUUUUGUGCUUUGCAAUUCAUCAUAAAAAUCCCACUGUAAAAACUAUGUAUAAUUAUUUAAUAAAUGCUAUUAAAAACA
Clupea harengus (Atlantic herring) is the source of this 2484-nucleotide messenger RNA. RefSeq names its product transmembrane O-mannosyltransferase targeting cadherins 1 (gene tmtc1). Bases 32 to 1411 code for a protein of 459 amino acids. Gene Ontology annotation, biological process: protein O-linked glycosylation via mannose; RNA processing. Lineage: Eukaryota; Metazoa; Chordata; Actinopteri; Clupeiformes; Clupeidae. The record is from RefSeq and is a predicted model, not a curated record. Gene Ontology annotation, molecular function: protein binding; mannosyltransferase activity. The transcript has 11 exons.